CCCGGCGGCAUCCUGGCGGACGACAUGGGCCUGGGCAAGACCAUCCAGGUCAUCGCCUUCCUCUCGGGGAUGUUUGACGCCGAGCUCAUCCAGCACGCGCUGCUCAUCAUGCCCACCACCCUGGUCAGCAGCUGGCUGGCUGAGUUCGCUCGCUGGACCCCCGGCCUGCGCGUCAAGGAGUUUUACGGCACCAGCAAGGCAGAGCGCACCCGAAACCUGGAGAGGGUCCAGAGGAAGAACGGCAUCAUCGUCACGAGCUACCAGAUGCUCAUCAACAACUGGCAGCAGCUGGCCAGCAGCUAUGGGCAGGAGUUUGUCUGGGACUAUGUCAUUCUUGACGAAGCGCAUAAAAUCAAGUGCCCGUCGAACAAAACGACCAAGUGCGUGUAUGCGAUUCCUGCAAAGCACCGCAUCCUCCUCACGGGCACCCCGGUGCAGAACAACCUGCGGGAAAUGUGGUCCUUGUUUGACUUUGCAUGCCAAGGCUCUCUCUUGGGAACGGCCAAAACUUUCAGAAUGGAGUACGAGGCUCCUAUUACUAGGGCAAGGGAGAAGGACGCAACUCUAGGUGAGAAAGCACUGGGGCUAAAGAUGUCCGAGAACCUAAUGACAAUUAUAAAGCCCUAUUUCCUCAGAAGAACUAAAGAAGAUAUCAAAACCAAUCACACUGACAAACCAGACGCUCCUCUUCCCCAGGAUCUGAGUGAGAGCCGUGCUCCUGUCAUGCCAUCUCUCACUAGGAAAAAUGACUUUGUCGUGUGGGUGUACUUGUCACCAGUGCAGGAGGAAAUCUACAGGAACUUUCUCUCUCUGGAUCAUGUGAAACAAGUGCUGAUGACAACCCGAUCGCCUCUGGCUGAGCUGAAUAUCUUGAAGAAGCUCUGUGACCACCCCAGGCUUCUGUCUGCGAGAGCGUGUGUCCAGCUGGGCUUGGAAGAGCAGGAGUACUCGGAGCAGGAUCACGGGAGCGAAGGAGAGAUGCUUUCAGGUGCUAAUAAGUUAGACCAUCUCUCGGAUGAGACCGUGAUCCACGAGUCUGGGAAAAUGCUGUUCCUUGUAGGGCUUCUAGAAAGACUGCGAGAAGAGGGACACAGAACCCUGGUGUUUUCGCAGUCGAGGAAGAUGCUGGAUAUCGUAGAGCACGUCUUGUCUCGCCGACAGUUCAAGAUCAUGCGCAUUGAUGGGACUGUGACCCACCUCACGGAGCGCGAAAAGCGCAUCAACGCCUUUCAGCAGAACAAGGACUACUCCGUCUUCCUGCUCACCACGCAAGUUGGUGGUGUGGGGCUAACUUUAACAGCUGCCAGCCGAGUGGUCAUCUUCGACCCCAGCUGGAAUCCAGCUACAGAUGCUCAGGCUGUAGACAGAGCUUACAGGAUCGGGCAAAAAGAGAACGUGGUCAUUUAUAGACUGAUUACCUGUGGUACAGUGGAAGAGAAAAUAUACAGGCGGCAAGUGUUUAAGGAUUCGUUAAUAAGACAGACGACCGGUGACAAAAAGAACCCGUUUAGGUAUUUCUCCCAGCAGGAACUAAGGGAGCUGUUCACGUUAGAAGACACUCGAACAUCCACAACUCAGAUUCAGCUGCAGUCUUUGCACGCCACCCAGAGAAAGACAGACGUGCAGCUGGACGAACACAUUGCUUAUCUGCACUCUCUGGAGAUGUUUGGCAUUUCCGAUCACGACUUGAUAUUUACGAGGGAAAUAGCUCACGAGGAGCAGGUUGAGAGCGAAGAAGCCCAUCAGUACAUUCAACAGAGGGUACAGAAAGCCCAUGAGCUAGUCCAGUUAGAGUCUCAGCUUGGAGAACAGAGGAUGGAGGACAUCAGAAAUGCUCACGAAGAGACAUGGCAAAGACUACCAGAAGGUUUUUGUGGGCCAAAGAAUGUGUUUCCAGGUUCAAAUAACAUAAAUCGUUUUGUUCCACCACCAGCAGCAGCUGAUAAACACGAGAACGAGCAAGUUAUUGAUCUCAGAGAGGACGAGGAGGUCCAGGUUCUUGCCGUCAGCUCCAAAAUGACAAGCCUGACUAUCGUCGACUUGGAUGAAAAUCAACCGGUGCAAGACGUGUCCAGUGUGGAUACAGAGCUGUGUAACACCAGCGAGGCAGUGAAACAACACAGCAUACAAGAAUCCGAGCAAAAUCUUGAAUCGAGCAUUACACCAUCAUCACCUGGACUUCAUCCACUUGGUAAAGAGAACCAGAGCCUUGAACCAGAAGAGUGUUCCCCUGUAAAUCCAGACAGCCUGGCUGAGGCAGGGAAUGGCCUGUAUGGGCAUCACCAGCAUUCUCCUAACGAGUCUGGUAUGGCUGACGAUCCCAACAGGUUAAAAGACGCAGAAAUGUCAGAUCUUGACUCACGUGCUGCCUGGGGGACAGAUAAGGAUGACGUUCCUGAGCUCGCUUUGGCUGCUGCAGCACCAGUCACGCCAGAAAUCCACGCUGGGCUCCAGAAGUCGCUUGUGUCAGGAGCCAGCUUGGAGGAUACGUCUGUGCUUUCUUUCCAGGACCAAGUUGAUUUCAAUCUGGUCUUGGAAGAGUCUGCAGAUGAAUGGAAAGAUGCCUCAAGUAGGGCCAGAUCACUGGAGCACCUAGAAAGGGAGGGCUUCCAACUAGAAGCAGAAAGCUUCUGUAAAUCUCCUGCAAAAAAAUCUCUCACAAAACCUUGGCCAAGUAAGAACAGUAACUGUGGUGAGCCCUGUGACACAGCUGAAGAAGAGCCAGAUAACUCCCUGCAAAGGAGUGAAGCGUCAGAGGGAAGCAGUGUUGGCCUUGCUUCUGGUAGAAAGAAAACCUGGGGGAGGAUUGUUUCAGACAGUGAGGAUGAAGACCAUUCCAUUAUGACCCCCGAGGAGAACCAGCCUGAAAAAAGGCCCUCGCCUUUAACCAGCCCUGUGCGUCGAUUUCGGGAAGGAAUUAACGCAUCCACUCCUAAAUGUGUCAGAAGCAGAGCAAAACCCACCUCUUCUCCCCAGCUAGCUAGCAGUGGCAGCAGGUCUACCGCUUCCAGGCGAUCUCUAAUCAACAGGGUGGUGGAUGAGGUUGAGGAUAUUGGGGAAAUCAUGGGAAGCACUGGUGAGGAAGACGACAGCGAGAGUGCUGAGGAGCAAGAUGACCUUGUGGAAGAGGAAGCUGAAGAGUGUAGCGAGGAAUCUGCUGAGCCUGAGGAAGAACCUACUGGAGAAACGCUUCAUACAACUGACAAAUCCUAUGUGCCCGGCACGUCCUCCGAGCAGUCUGAAGCAGAUGAGACGGAGUCAUCUCAGGAGGAAUCCACUGGCGAUGCUGAGCUCCAGUCGGGGGAGCAGAUAGACUACUUCACCCAGGAAAGUGCCUCCGAGAAAGAGGUUGGUCCGAGCUCCCCUCCUGCCGCAGGUGAUUAUGAUACCUUGGUAGACAGCGGGAAGAAACUUAAGGAUGACGGAAAACUGCAGGAGGCAUUGAACUGUUUCCUGCAAGCUCUUGACAUAAAAAAUGGAGAUCCUGAAGUUAUGCUUAUGACUUUAAACUUGUACAGACAGCUAGCCCAGAAAUGA
Molecule: messenger RNA, 3537 nt
Organism: Apaloderma vittatum (bar-tailed trogon)
Lineage: Eukaryota; Metazoa; Chordata; Aves; Trogoniformes; Trogonidae
Gene: ERCC6L
Product: excision repair cross-complementation group 6-like
Exons: 1
Molecular function (GO): ATP binding; DNA translocase activity; ATP-dependent chromatin remodeler activity
Source: RefSeq, a predicted model, not a curated record